This is a messenger RNA of Helianthus annuus (common sunflower), 489 nucleotides long. RefSeq lists its product as uncharacterized. Lineage: Eukaryota; Viridiplantae; Streptophyta; Magnoliopsida; Asterales; Asteraceae. The coding region runs from base 1 to 489 and encodes 162 amino acids. The transcript is spliced from 2 exons. The record is from RefSeq and is a predicted model, not a curated record.
AUGGCAAUGGUGUUUAGAGGAGUCGGGCGAGUUCACGCUUUGGAUCGGCUACCGACAUUGGAGAAUCUCGCUAGAAGGAAUAUACAGGUGGGAUCUUUGAUGUGUAAAUUCUGCGGAGAAAUGCAAGAGACAUCGGAGCAUCUUUUUAUCUCCUGCGGAUUGUCACAAUCGGUUUGGGAAUUCGUGCGAACAUGGUGCCAGUUGCAUAGGUUUGUGUUAUUCGACGUUAAAGAUGCUUUACAAUAUCAUAAGGAUGCUAGAGGAUCAAAAAGAUGGAAGACGGCGAUCUACACGGUCAUUCAAACCACACUUUGGUGCAUAUGGAGGGCACGGAACGAGGCAAUUUUUAACGGUAAACAACCAAUGGCGAGGAACAUCAAGGAGGAGAUUAAAGUAUUGGGGUUUUUAUGGUUAAAGAAUCGAGCAAAGGAGUCAAAUCUUACGUGGGAAAAAUGGUGCAAUUUCGAUUUAAGGUAUAUGGGCAUCUGA